Molecule: messenger RNA, 312 nt
Organism: Lichtheimia ornata
Lineage: Eukaryota; Fungi; Mucoromycota; Mucoromycetes; Mucorales; Lichtheimiaceae
Exons: 1
Coding region: 1-312 (103 amino acids)
Source: RefSeq, a predicted model, not a curated record
AUGGAGAGUUCGGUUUAUGUUGUUCACCUUUCUGGCCUUCCACUUAUGAAGCGCGACGAUCUUGCAAUCGCUAUCCGUGACAACAUGUAUCGCUAUGGACACGUUUUGGAUGUAAAAGUGUGCACGGAUGAAUUUAAUUUGUUGACAGGCAAGGGAUCUGUUUUGCUGGACACAUCGCCGAAUGAUCGAGAAGAUCCAAUCUCAGCUUUGGAGCAUGAAAUUCAUAUGGAAACGGGGUCACAAGCGCAUCGUUUUAGCAAGAUGGCGAGGCAUGGCUAUUCACUGCAAUUAUUGCAAGAAGGAGGGUCAUAA